AUGAAAGCAGGCUGGAUCUUACAGCUGCUUUUCUAUAUUGUCUUGUCGCCCGCGAGCUCCAGUGAAUUACUCACGGAUGAAGGUGAUCUUCCGAUUCUUCCUUCAAUGCAACUGGACGUCGACGCGAUCUCUCUCCUGGGCCCUCGAGCACGAAAUCAAGACACAAUCUUCAAAGAAGCAAUCCAGCUUCUGGAAUCCCUCAAAUCAUCACCAUCGUGCAACCAGGCGGCGGUAAGGAAGCUGAUAGUGUCGUGUCAGACACUCAGCGGCGACACACAUCGUACGCCGACGGACAGCCCUGAGACUGUUGACCUCGUGCGGUCAGUCUACGCAGCUCGACUAGCAUUAUGUGAGAUCGAGAGUGCCGGUACCACAAUCCCACCGUCAUGUCUUCCUAUUGUUACAUCUUCUACUCCCCAGAAAGGUCGGUUCGGAUUCGUGUCUCGGCACAAGUCUCGUGAUAAUCCCUCAGAUGACAUGCCAAAGGAGGUGCUGGAGCAAUGUCUCCGGGCACUCGAGUCACGACCUCAAUGGUGGACUUCAUACAGCAACAGUCGGCAGAAUGCCUUCAUCAUAUGCCAAGCCUCACGAAUCGAGAUAGAGAAGGAGGAGCUCCUUGAGCUGCAUCGAUCCAUUGCGAAAAGUAGUCUAAAACUCAACAACGGUAUCCGCAACGCUUUGCGAGAUGCAGCGGCGCAGUCUGAACAACAGCAACUGUUUAUGCAUGCUGUUGAGGCACUGCAAGAGAAAACUGUGACGGGCAUGGAACAGGCAGAUUCAUUGUUUCAACGGACUUUCGGUAACUUCCUUCGAGAGAUUGAGCUAGGGGUCGGAGUUCUCGAAGCCAGUAUAUCUUCGGCUUUUCUCAGUUUACGAAAGGAGACGGGGAGUCUUGAAGAGAACAUUCACAAUGUCUCAAGCCAAGUGGGCGCCCUUCAACAAGCGCUUCAAGAAGUUCACGAAGAUGCUCUUACUAGAAGCCAAGAGGUGGCACUAGUACAAGAGAGCAACACGGCGGCUCAUGCCAAUCUUGCAGCCUCUCUACAUUUUUCACUCGAGGCACUCUUGGAUUCCGACAUGGUGAAGGUAUACAGAGGAAUGCAAAAGUUUGAUGCUGCUAUGGAAUGGCUGACAAGCCGGAUGAAUAUGAUUCUCGAACAAGAGCUUCGAAUGAACGAGCGACUUCAAAAUAUGGAGACGUCCAUGUAUCAAUCUGAGUUGAAAGCGACUGAACUCAAAACUGCCCAAGAACAACAAACCGAAGCACUAGCUGCGCAAUCCCGCGCUCAAGAGACGAUCCAAUUCCACGCACAGGUCUCACAGGCUCUUAUCAAAAAUACCAACAUCGCAGCUGCCAACCUGCAAAGCAUUAUUGACGACGCAACUAGAAAAUAUAAAAACAGUCCCAUAUUCCACGUUGGGGGUUAUUCCGCGUGGUCUCUUUGCGGUGUUCUUCUUUUGGUCAUCGCGGCCCAAAACCUCAAGAUUGCAAUAUUCCUUCUAGCUUUGAUUCUCGCGCACUCCAUGACUUUGACAAUUUCUUCUUUCUAG
This is a messenger RNA of Penicillium nucicola, 1551 nucleotides long. RefSeq lists its product as uncharacterized. Lineage: Eukaryota; Fungi; Ascomycota; Eurotiomycetes; Eurotiales; Aspergillaceae. Gene Ontology annotation, cellular component: endoplasmic reticulum membrane. The transcript has 6 exons. Gene Ontology annotation, biological process: karyogamy involved in conjugation with cellular fusion; nuclear membrane fusion involved in karyogamy. The record is from RefSeq and is a predicted model, not a curated record. Bases 1 to 1551 code for a protein of 516 amino acids.